AACGAAAAAAAUUUUGAUUCGUGUUUGUCUAUUGACAUUUGUCAAUGUUAUUUUGAACUUUGAUUUUUGACGCCAAUCGCCAUAAACAAAAGUUGAAGUUGAAGUUUGAUUUUUGUGUAAGAAAAGAAAAACAAGUUAAAUAAGUGCCUAAGAAAUUGAAUGUAAAUCGAAAGAAGUUAUUAACCGCAGCUAUCAUGACCAUGAGACCGGACGACCAUCGUCGGAAGUGGGAUAAAGAUGAAUUCGAACGAAUCGCAGAAGAACGAAUCCAAGCAGAGUUUGAUGAAGAGGAAAGAUUAAAAAAGAAAGCUCCAGUUAUUAAAAGAGAAUUAUUAAAACAACGUGAAUACAAAGUAGAUUUGGACUCAAAAUUGGGCAAAAGUGUGGUGAUAACCAAAAACACUCCUACCUCACAGUCCGGGGGCUACUACUGCAAUGUAUGCGACUGUGUUGUCAAAGAUUCAAUUAACUUCUUGGACCAUAUCAAUGGAAAAAAACACCAAAGGAAUCUUGGUAUGUCGAUGAAAAUUGAGAGAAGCACAUUAGAUCAGGUAAAAGCCAGAUUUGCACACAACAAAAGAAAGUUGGAAGAAAAGAAGGAUGAGUAUGAACUUGAUACCAGGCUCAAAGAGGCUGCAGAGGAGGAAGCCCGAAUAAAAGAACUGCGACGCGAAAGACGUCGUGAUAAAAAACGCAAACUCCAGGAGACUGACGAUACAGAUGAUGUCCCUGCUCAGUCAGAAUUAGCACAAAUUAUGGGCUUUUCUGGCUUUGGCGCAUCUAAAAAGUAGCAAAUCGAAAAAUGCUACAUAAAAACUAGAUUACUCUUUUAUUUAUUGGACUAUGCAAUAAAUAAAGGAAUAAUCCUGCAAUCUUGUUUAAGUAAAAGAUAAUAGAAGAAACAUUGUGGUGACCUGACUGAAUUAUGUGCAAAUGAUAUAAAUUUGCUUAAUUAAUAUUAUGUAGGUACACAAUUUUAAUAAAUAAUUAUCAUUA
Molecule: messenger RNA, 996 nt
Organism: Pararge aegeria (speckled wood butterfly)
Lineage: Eukaryota; Metazoa; Arthropoda; Insecta; Lepidoptera; Nymphalidae
Product: zinc finger matrin-type protein 2
Exons: 3
Coding region: 195-791 (198 amino acids)
Biological process (GO): mRNA splicing, via spliceosome
Cellular component (GO): spliceosomal complex; U4/U6 x U5 tri-snRNP complex
Molecular function (GO): nucleic acid binding; zinc ion binding
Source: RefSeq, a predicted model, not a curated record